AUGAAUUAUGUGGUCAAACUUACUCAACAGAUGCGAACAGAAGACUCACGAUAUCUUCAAUUACUUGAACGACUCCGUCAAGGCCAGUGUAAUUAUGAAUUAUUAUUGACGCGCGUUGUGGGACAGCCAACCGUAUCUCUUCGUGAACCGCCAUGGAAUCAAGCUCCCAUGCUUGUAUUUAGAAAUGAAAUACGAACGCAAUUGAACCACAGAUCAGCAAUUCAUAAUGCAGUAGAAGUCGGUACUGUAGGUAUUAUCCAAUAUGUGCAGAUUCUACAUAUUGGAAUUAUCCUUAUAGUGUUGGAACAUUUCUCUGUUCGUUGUCUUUUACAUAUGCGUGUGGUUCUUUCCCUCCUCUUAUAUAUGUAUGGGAUGAUUCCUUAUCGUGAUCGUAUAUAU
Adineta ricciae is the source of this 399-nucleotide messenger RNA. NCBI's taxonomy places the organism in Eukaryota, Metazoa, Rotifera, Eurotatoria, Adinetida, Adinetidae. The record is from the annotation of a GenBank genome assembly.